UGAGGAGUGUUCCUCUCCAUCUCUAAACCCAGCAGGUUCUUCUUUGCAGUCCUCCCAAGGCAUCAUGCCUUCCCCAGGCCUCGGCUGUCAGCUGCUGCUCUUAUUUCUUGGGCCUGGCCUCAGCUUGGGCGCUGCUCUCCACUCAGUGCAUUGUGCCCCUUGUACUGAAGAGAAGCUCAGGCUGUGCCCACCAGUGCCUGCCAGCUGUCCUGAAACAGCCCGCCAACCAGGCUGCACCUGCUGCCAUACCUGUGCCCUUCAGCUGGGGGAGCCUUGCGGAAUAUACACGGCACGGUGUAGCCGGGGGCUUAGCUGCCAGGUAGAGGUAGAACAAACCCGACCCCUUUAUGCUCUCACUCGGGGGCAAGGUAAUUGUCUCCCCGCUGCUGACAGGAUAGAAACUGCAGAAUCUGUGGAACCAGAAGAUAUGCCCACUGAAGGCGGUGAAAUAACAGCAGAUCACCUGCUCAACUAUGAGGUGAUGUUUCCAGCUGGGCAAGAUAAGUCUGUCCCAUGGAAUGCUAAUAGUGUCUAUGAAAGCCUGAAAGCAAAGAAAGUUGCUGAACUUAAGAAGUGGAAGGAACAGGGACCAUGUCAAAAAGAACUCUACAGGGCACUAGAUAAAUUGGCAAAAGCUCAACAAAGAACUGGAGGGCAGUUAUACAGAUUCUAUUUGCCCAACUGUAAUAAAAAUGGAUUUUAUCAUAGUAAGCAGUGUGAAACUUCACUUGAUGGAAAUCCUGCAAGUUGCUGGUGUGUGUAUCCAAAGAGUGGGAAGAGGAUUCUUGGGUCUCCUGAAAUGACAGACAACCCUGAAUGUGAACAAUUUAUUAGCUCACAUGAAUAAUGCGAGAAAUGUUGAACAAAUAGAUAUUGUAUUUUUUGCAAGCCAAGUGCCUUCUAGGGCCAAAGAGACCUUGGUCAACAGAGCUUUAAGCAUGUGGUUAGACAACCAGUCUGAUUUUAUGCAUGUUUUUUGUGAUGUCCCAGUGAUCCCAACUGGGUGUACUCCAUUCAAAUAUACUGUCAGAUUUCCUGCUUUAUAAUCUAGACUGGAAACAGUUGAUCCAAAGAACAAGAACCUAGAAAUUCUGAUUAAUAGUAUUUAUUAGAAGGAAGGUUAAGGUUAUAACACAAGAAUUUCAGCAAAUUUGCUACUUUCAAAUAAGAAACCUACAUACAGUAUAGACCAGUGUUUCUCAACCUUGGCAACUUUAAGAUAUGUGGACUUCAACUCCCAGAAUUCCCCAGCCAGCAUGCAAAGCUGAGAAACACUGAUAGAGACAUUUUUAAGGUGCAUUCUAGCUCAUUUUUUCAUCUUUUUUAGAUGUAAUGGGCUGGAAAUAUGCUUCUUUCUUGAAAGUAGGGCAUUCUGUAUCCAUUCAUCCAGUCUUUUUGUGAGUGGGAGAAAUAGGUAUCUUAGAUAUUAUAGCACUGCAGUCAGCAUUAGUGGCAGGGGGUGGGGGAUCCUAACAUUGUAUCUUAUAGUAUUCCUGAAAGUUAAGCAAUAGAAGUACCCAUAAGAAAAUAAGGGGGGGGGGGUGGGGACUACACAAUAUGAAGUUCAAAAGAUUAUUGAAUUAUUUAUUCAACAUGUAUUUUUAUUUCAUUUGUUUGUAUGUUAACUUAUAUAUCUGUAUUCUUCAACACUUCAAACCUUUAUAUGAAAAUAUUUUAAUAUUUUCUCUGAGAAUAUGCACUGUUCUGUUUUCAAAGAGCACAAUAUAUCAUUAAGAACAUAAAACUAUGGAAUUUUGUAUUAUGUAUUUAUAUCAUUUGGAAACAUAACAUAGAAGGAUGACACAGAAGAUAGUUCAAGCAUUUAUUUAAGUGUGUGUGUGCAUUAUGUCGCUGCUUUAGUUCAUAUUACUUCUCAUUUCAUCGUCAAGGAGUUCUUGCUCUGAGUAAUGUCAUUAAGGAAGUAUCCUUCAAAAACAUCAAAGGCACCUUAAAAGGAAACUUGCUUCUGUGUUCCUAAUACAUGUACAGUACUUCCUUUACACUGUAUAAACAAACUAAAAUUAAGAAACUCUAAUGUACAGCAUUUGAUGGAUGUAAAUGUUCAUAAGUUAGCUUUGUCAUGUUAUUUAAACAUUUAUUAAACAAUUUUCUUUGAACCCUA
Messenger RNA from Python bivittatus (Burmese python), 2122 nucleotides. It is a transcript of the gene IGFBP1, whose product is annotated as insulin like growth factor binding protein 1. The record is from RefSeq and is a predicted model, not a curated record. Lineage: Eukaryota; Metazoa; Chordata; Lepidosauria; Squamata; Pythonidae. Gene Ontology annotation, biological process: regulation of insulin-like growth factor receptor signaling pathway. Gene Ontology annotation, cellular component: extracellular region. Gene Ontology annotation, molecular function: insulin-like growth factor II binding; insulin-like growth factor I binding.